AUGGGAAAGAUUCAUUAUCAUGAGCAUUUAAGGUUAAAGGGAAAUACUUGAUGAAAUGAAACUAUUCAGAUUUUCGACAAGGUAAAUAUUGAAGUUGAAGCAGAAGUUGAAGCAGGAGUUGAUGCAGAUGUUGAAGCAAAAAUUGAAGCGAGAACUGGAGCAGGAUGACAAGCAAAAAGAAGGAGAGGUAAAUUGGAGCAGAAAGGAGAGCUGAAAAAAAAAAAGAAAAAAGCUAAGGAAAAAGAGCCUUAA
Blepharisma stoltei is the source of this 252-nucleotide messenger RNA. The record is from the annotation of a GenBank genome assembly. Lineage: Eukaryota; Ciliophora; Heterotrichea; Heterotrichida; Blepharismidae.